Molecule: messenger RNA, 2509 nt
Organism: Thermothielavioides terrestris NRRL 8126
Lineage: Eukaryota; Fungi; Ascomycota; Sordariomycetes; Sordariales; Chaetomiaceae
Exons: 4
Coding region: 127-2253 (708 amino acids)
Biological process (GO): protein phosphorylation
Molecular function (GO): protein kinase activity; ATP binding
Source: RefSeq, a predicted model, not a curated record
AAACGCUGCAGGAGGGCAACCUGCCGGAACAACACGCGAGAGGGUUCCUCAGACCCGCCGGCAGCCGCCACUUCUUCUAAACCAGCUCCCUUGAAGCAAGGGAUACACAAAGAUACACAAACAGCCAUGGCGGGCCGCGAGAACCGGGAGUACGACGGGUCCGAAGGGUCGAUCGACCCAGAGCUGCUCUACACCAAAGAAUACUGCAUUGGCGGAGGCAGCUUCGGCAAGGUCUACAAAGGCGUGGACAAGCGUACCGGCCAGUCGGUGGCCAUCAAGAUCAUCGACAUCGAGAGCGCCGAGGACGAGGUAGAGGACAUCAUCCAGGAAAUCGCCAUCUUGUCCGAGCUGCAGUCGCCCUACGUCACCAAGUACUAUGGCUCCUACGCCAAGGGCGCCGAGCUGUGGAUCGUCAUGGAGUUCUGCGCCGGCGGCAGUUGCGCCGAUCUCAUGAAGCCCGGCCUUAUCGGGGAGGAUUACAUCGCCAUCAUCGUGCGCGAGCUGCUGCUGGGCCUGGACUACCUGCACUCAGACAAGAAGCUACACAGGGACAUCAAGGCGGCGAACGUCCUGCUGUCUGCCAACGGCCAGGUAAAGCUGGCCGACUUUGGGGUCUCGGGCCAGCUAUCCGCAACCAUGACCAAAAAGAACACGUUCGUGGGCACGCCGUUCUGGAUGGCGCCCGAGGUCAUCAAGCAGAGCGGCUACGACCACAAGGCCGACAUCUGGUCCCUCGGCAUCACGGCGCUGGAGCUUGCCAACGGCGAACCUCCGUACGCCGAUAUCCACCCCAUGAAGGUGCUGUUCCUGAUCCCAAAGAACCCGGCCCCGCGGUUAGAAGGCAACUUCACCAAGGCUUUCAAGGAGUUCGUCGAACUGUGCUUGCAGCGCGACCCCAAGGACCGGCCGUCAGCGAGAGACCUGCUCAAGCAUCCCUUCGUCAGGAAGGCGAAGAAGACGAGCUAUCUCACCGAGCUGAUCGAACGCUAUAACCGAUGGGCCGUCACUCACAAGCAAGACGACGAGGACAGCUUCGAGGACGACGAUGGCGACCAAAUCGAGAACAGGGAGCCCGUCAACGAGGACAUGUGGGACUUUGGGACCGUGCGCUUGGUUAGCGACCGCGGGAACAUCGUCCACAGGCCGGGCUUGCUGAAUCCCAUGGGUGACUCGGCGACCAAUGCCAGGUCGUCCAGGACGAUAGAGUCCUCGGACAAUUACGGCGAGAGGAGGCGAGACGGUAGCCCUACGAAACUUGCCGUUGAUACAAGAGAUACCCUCAAGGGCACGAGUGGGACGGGCACAUCAAGACAGGUGUCGCCUCAAAGGAAACCGGUGCCGGCGCAGGCAGACUUGCCUCCAUCGCCAAGGAAAGGACCACCCUCAAACUCGCCGCUGAAGACACUGCAGGCGCCCGAGACUCCCCGUGCAUCUCUCGUAUCCAAGCCCAUGCCGCCAACCCCAGCAAGCAACUCCCCGGACUACGACCGGGUCUUGCAUGAGCAGCUGCAGCAGGAGAUGGGCGUGAUGAACCUUGGCUCCGCCAUCCAAUCCCAGAGCCCGUCGCUGCACUCCAAGGCGUCCUCGUCGCGGCUGGUCCCGAUGACGAUCCCAGAGAUUCCCCCUUUUCGCGGAGGGCCACAGCAGCAGCCGCUGCAAAGCAAGACCGCCGCUGACACCACCCAGCAGACACCCUCCCACCCAUACGCACAGCAGCCCGCGCCGGCCCCGCUCAACCUCCCCCACAAACCCUCCUCCCACGGCAGCAACGCCCCCAUCCAAGGGCUCGUGUCCAAAGAACUACCCCGCCCCCACCCCAACGCGGAUCCCUCAUCAUCGUCCUCCAGCAGCAGCAACCCGCUCUCCUUCCCCACUCCGGCCCCGGCCAACCCCAACGGCGACCUCGACGCCCUCAACGACGUCAUCUUCCCGGCCCUGGAAGAAGCGCUCAAGCGCCGCCAGAUCCGCCUGCAGCAGCUGCACGCCGCCCAGAACCUCCACCAGCAGGGCGGCGGCGGCGGCGGCGGGGCGCCCCCCGCCGUCACGCCCAGCCAGCAGCGCGCCGAGGCCGCGCACGAAAAGAUCCGCCGCCUCGUGUACAAGCUGGCGCAUGUGUGCAAGGAGAUUGAUCACGUCGACAAGGCGGAGCCCGUCGGCAUGGGCAAGGAGGUCGGUACCUUCUUGGAGGGCCUGCUGGAGGAGAUUCUGGUCAGGGUCGAGCCGCUUGAUGAGGACGAUGUGGGCGCUGGUUAGUUAGAUGGGGAGGGGGGAGCAGGGAGGGGAGUGUGCUGUCUCGUAUGAGCUGGUUAUGUUGUCUCGUAUCAGCUGGUUAUGUGUGAUGGAAGUGGGUGGUUGACAUCUGGCGGGCAGGGAGGGCGCAAUACCAUUGGGGUUUGGAGUCAGGAGGGUGGUGUACAGUUGGGUUCGGUUGCUGUGCUGCUAGGUUCUGCGAUUGAGCGAUCUAUACCUUUCUGUUCUUUUGUUUGCUGUGCUUUGUUAGACUUCUGAG